Messenger RNA from Symbiodinium sp. CCMP2592, 360 nucleotides. The record is from the annotation of a GenBank genome assembly. NCBI's taxonomy places the organism in Eukaryota, Dinophyceae, Suessiales, Symbiodiniaceae.
AUGACUCCGGAUAGCAGUUUCGCAACCACACUCUCUCCCGGGCUCAUCGAAGCCAGCUUCAUCGAAGACUUCCUGACGUUCAAGCUGGUCACAGCCGUGAAGGAGCACCAGGUCGUGUUACUGAGCGGAGAAACUGGCUGCGGCAAAUCCACGCAGGUGCCACAGCUCCUGCUUGAUUCCGCACCUGAGGCCCGCAUUUUGGUGAUGCAGCCGCGGAGGAUUGCGGCCACGACCCUGGCGGAGCGUAUCGCCGCCGAGCGCUGCCAGGCCCUAGGCGAGGACGUGGGCUACCAGGUGCCCUUCGGUUCCCGGGCAGAGAACGCGCGGCUGGUCUUCUGUACUCUCGGAGUUCCUCGGUGA